This is a messenger RNA of Mangifera indica (mango), 555 nucleotides long. Its product is annotated as non-specific lipid transfer protein GPI-anchored 31-like. The coding region runs from base 1 to 555 and encodes 184 amino acids. Gene Ontology annotation, biological process: lipid transport. The record is from RefSeq and is a predicted model, not a curated record. The transcript is spliced from 3 exons. Gene Ontology annotation, molecular function: lipid binding. NCBI's taxonomy places the organism in Eukaryota, Viridiplantae, Streptophyta, Magnoliopsida, Sapindales, Anacardiaceae.
AUGGCGAAAAUCCUCUUGGCAAACUGCUUACUGUUAGCAAAUACACUGGCUGCGGUGGCCAGUGGUUCUCCUACAACCCCUGAACCACCGGCUCCUUCUCCAUCAUCAACAAGUACGGAUUGCUCCACAAUCAUUUAUAACAUGGCAAACUGUGUUCCAUUUUUGAGUAAAGGCGGCGAAGAUGCAAAGCCAGACCCUUCUUGCUGCACUGCAUUUAAAUCGGUGCUGAGAGUAAAUGCUGGUUGCAUUUGUGAAGCAUUGAAGAGCAGUGCUUCUUUGGGCAUUGAUUUGAACAUGACUAAGGCUGCAACCCUAUCUUGGGCCUGUGGGGUUUCUGCUUCCCCCAUUAGCAAAUGCAGCAUUGCUUCCCCUCCGGGUGGAGCUCCCGUUAACCCGCCGUCACCACCGGAGAAGACUCCAACGCCACCACCUUCGGAGCCCUCCGGCCAAGCUCCAGCACGGGAACCGUCAGCACAUGGUGGAACAUACAGCACUUGUGCUUCCUUGGAAGUUAUUAUUAUGAGUGUGGUUGUUGCUUUGUUGUUUAGGAUGUGA